UUGAUUGUCCUGCUACUACAAAAAGAGUGAACUACAAAAACCGCGCCUCUAUCAAUAGAAAACUUUCAAUAGGGUGGAGCUGGUUUUUAUCGUGGGAGGGGCUCAAAUGCGUGGGCGUGCUGUAUCAAUCAAAAAUAAAAAUGACAGAAAUACAUAAAUACAUAAUAGAAAAUGGCGCUCUUCCACUAACCUGCUCACCAUCACAAGUCACUGCCGUUAAUCGUAACGGCGACACAUGUACACAUGUAUCAGCGAGACAUGGCCAUGUUGGACUGUUAAGAGAGCUCCAUGUGAGGUAUGGGUUGAGUCUCAAAGUAACUAACAAUGAGGGGAAGACACCGUUGCAUGAUGCAGCACAGAACGGACAUAAUGACUGUAUUGAAUAUUUAAUUAGUGAAGGGAACUGCUGUGUAGACACACUUAAAAGAGGAGAUUGGACACCAUUGAUGCUGGCCUGUUCAAAAAAUCAUAUGAAAUCCAUAAAGUUGCUAAUAAGUUUUGGCGCCAGUCUCCAGCUUUGCAAUAAAGAUGGUUGGACUGCAUUUCACAUUACAUCAAGAGAAGGAUCGUCUGAGAUUGUACGCUACCUUUUGAGGACACCAUUGAUGCUGGCCUGUUCAAAAAAUCAUAUGAAAUCCAUAAAGUUGCUAAUAAGUUUUGGCGCCAGUCUCCAGCUUUGCAAUAAAGAUGGUUGGACUGCAUUUCACAUUACAUCAAGAGAAGGAUCGUCUGAGAUUGUACGCUACCUUUUGGAAAUAAAUGGAAAUUGUUGGAAGACAUUAAGCAGUAAUGGAAGGACACCUCUACAUACUGCUGCGUUACAUGGACAUACGGAAAUAGUAAAAAUACUAUGCAUUGAAUGUGGUGCUGAUGUCAAUUCAAAGGAUAGCUGUGGAGUCACACCACUUAUGGACUCCGUGAGAGCUAAUCAUAUUUCAGUCACUAAACUCUUAGUGGAGGAGUUAAUGGCUGAUAUCUUCAUUGAGGAUGUAUUGGGACGUUCUUUGUUGCAUCACGGAGCUCAGGCUGGCUCGGUUGAUGUGCUAUCAUAUCUUUUACAGAGACAAGAUGAGAAGGAGCAAGAGGCUGAACUUCGGGAUAAAUACGAUAUAAAGAAAUGCAUCAAUAAACCAAACAGUGGCAGUGGCAGAAUGACACCACUACACUAUGCUGCUAAAGAAGGACAAGGGAUGGUGAUCAAGCUAUUAUUGAGAUUUGGUGCAGAUAUAAGUGCAAGAGAUAGUCACGGAAGAACAGCAUUAGACAUUGCAAGUAAUGCCAGGAACGGCUCAAAAGCUGUAGAAAUACUUUUGGAACAUAGCACACCUCAUUAAUUAUUCAUAGUUUACUGUUUGAUAUUACUGGUUAUAAUCUUUAAAAUAGAGUAUUUACGGU
Messenger RNA from Amphimedon queenslandica, 1395 nucleotides. Its product is annotated as ankyrin repeat domain-containing protein 16-like. The record is from RefSeq and is a predicted model, not a curated record. NCBI's taxonomy places the organism in Eukaryota, Metazoa, Porifera, Demospongiae, Haplosclerida, Niphatidae. Gene Ontology annotation, molecular function: RNA nuclease activity; RNA binding; protein binding. The transcript is spliced from 11 exons. Gene Ontology annotation, biological process: RNA processing. The coding region runs from base 141 to 1334 and encodes 397 amino acids.